AUGGCUUCCUCUCUGCGAUCCCGGGCUGCGGCUGCUUUCCGGCGCUCAUCAUCACUCCGCACCACCACUGCGAGCCCUUCACAAUGGAUCCGCCACUCCAGCUCAUCCGGGCCAACACGGCGUUCUAGUGCUCGCACCUUUGGCCUAUUGACCACCGUGUUCGUCGCUGGUGCGGGUGCGCUCUGGGCGCACCCGUAUCUCAUCGGCCAGCCUGAGCCAGCGGGCCCCAAGCACCUGGAGCAGGCCGAGAUCGUCUACGAGAAGCCUCGGAAGAAGGCUGCGUCCAAGGAGGAGAGCCGCGAUAUCGUGAGCUCGCCACAUGUUCAAGUCAAGAGGAGCUGGGAGCAUCCAGGCGUUUACGCUUGGGGGUCGAAUACCGGGAAGGUGGUUGCGCCUGAUUCAAACGAGACCGUCAUCAAAACACCACGGCGAAUCCCCUAUUUUGACGGUCAAAUCCUCCGUGAUCUCAAGCUGGAUCGCGACUUCGGGGUUGCCGUCACCGAAAAGGGUGAUUUAUUGCAAUGGGGUACCGGCUUCUCCAAAGAUAUUGUUGCGCCGACCCCCACCUUGACGGGCAAGGACAUCGCCAAGGUCGCCAUCUCGCAAGACCGCAUUAUUGCCCUUUCGUCUCAUGGAUCCGUUUAUUCCAUCCCCGUCGCAAAGUCCGACCAGGUAACGGGAGAGAAACAAGUCAGCAAGUCAUCAUGGCUCCCGUUUUGGUCCUCGGAAACAGCUACCAGUUACCGUCCGCUCAAUCCCCCAAAUCUAGGCUGGCGGGAAAAGGUUGUUGACAUCAAGAGCGGGCUACAUCAUUGUCUGUUGUUGACUUCGAAGGGCCGUGUCUUCUCAGCGGCUUCGAGUUCUGAGGAGUUCCCUUCCAAGGGGCAGCUCGGUGUGCCCGGCUUGACAUGGCAAACACGGCCACCAGGCCCGUAUGACCAGCCGCACGAGGUGAAGUCCCUGGGCGGUUUUAACAUUAAAUCCAUUGCCGCCGGCGCCUUCCACUCGCUGGCCCUUGACGACAAGGGAAUGGUGUUUUCAUUUGGAGACAACACCACCGGCCAGCUUGGUCGCGAGACGCCGGUCGGGGCUGCAGUCGACACACCGUCGGCCCUCCCCAUCAACAAACUCUACAGCGGGACCAACCUGCUGCCCAAGGUCACCGGCAUCGCUGCGGGCGGACAGAACAGCUACUUUACGGUAGACGCCACGAAAACCCAGAGCCAAACCCCGAGCGAAGCAGGCCGGACGGUCGCCGACACCUGGGCCUGCGGCGCAGGCAUCCACGGCGGCCUCGGCACCGGAAAGUGGACGCACAUCUCGACGACGCCCACCAAGAUCAAGUCGCUCUCCAGCCUCUACGAGUUCGACGAGACAACCAACCACGUCACGCCAAUCCGGCUAGCGCAGCUAGCCGUCGGCAGCACGCACGCGUGCGCCAUCCUCGACAACCUGACGCGGCUGACGGCGCCGCGCAGCUCCGGGUCCGGGUCCGAGACCGACACCAACUUCGGCGCCGACGUGCUCUGGUGGGGCGGCAACGAGCACUACCAGCUGGGGACGGGCAAGCGUAACAACGCCAACGUGCCCGUCUACAUCGGUCCGCUCGACGGCGGCGGUCACGCUGAUGCGCAGCUCGGCAGGCCUACGACGGGCGAGGAGCAGCACCGCUUCCAGAUCACGCCGCGCACCAAGGUGCGGCUGGGCCCGGACGGCAAGGGCAAGUCGGCCAGCGUGGAGCAGAAGGUGGAGUGCGGCAGGUUUGUCACGGCCGUUUACUCGGCGGCUUGA
Messenger RNA from Chaetomium globosum CBS 148.51, 1791 nucleotides. RefSeq lists its product as uncharacterized. Gene Ontology annotation, cellular component: mitochondrial inner membrane. The record is from RefSeq and is a predicted model, not a curated record. The transcript has a single exon. Lineage: Eukaryota; Fungi; Ascomycota; Sordariomycetes; Sordariales; Chaetomiaceae. Gene Ontology annotation, biological process: mitochondrial respiratory chain complex III assembly. The coding region runs from base 1 to 1791 and encodes 596 amino acids.